This is a messenger RNA of Penicillium atrosanguineum, 1134 nucleotides long. RefSeq names its product fungal specific transcription factor domain-containing protein. NCBI's taxonomy places the organism in Eukaryota, Fungi, Ascomycota, Eurotiomycetes, Eurotiales, Aspergillaceae. Gene Ontology annotation, cellular component: nucleus. Gene Ontology annotation, molecular function: zinc ion binding; DNA-binding transcription activator activity, RNA polymerase II-specific; RNA polymerase II cis-regulatory region sequence-specific DNA binding. Bases 1 to 1134 code for a protein of 377 amino acids. The record is from RefSeq and is a predicted model, not a curated record. Gene Ontology annotation, biological process: DNA-templated transcription; regulation of transcription by RNA polymerase II. The transcript has a single exon.
AUGGCGAUGCAGAUGGGCUUGCAUCAGGACCCUGAUUAUCUCGGCGAUACGAAUGCGGAACAAAAGGAGAUACGGAGAAGGUUGUGGUACACUAUCCUUGAGAUGAAUAUCCAGGCCGCCUUGGAUUCUGGGAUGGUGCCAAUGAUUACAGAGAACGAUUACAAUACCCUUCCUCCGUCUAGUAUUGAAGAUGUCAAUAUAGACCCCGAGGGAAGCGAAGGAGUGAAAGAGACGACCUUGACUUCGUAUCCGAAGUCGCUUCAGUAUAUCUUGGCCCGGUCGAUCUCUUUCAGACUCAAAGCCACCAAAGUCAUCAAUAGCCUUGAAGAAGAGCCAUCAUAUGAGUCGGUCUUGCAACUCGGACAUGAGCUAGCUUCAGUCUGUCGUGAAGCUGCCGUCAGCACCUCUAGCGGUCCUUCCGAAUUGGGAUCAUCGCCGGGAGGCCAGUUUGCGAACAGUUUUUGCAGUCAUCUCCUGAAUCGCUUUCUUCUAUGUCUUCAUUUCAAGUACGCUAUGCAAGCGACGCAAAAUCCACUUUAUUCGCACUCACAUAGAGUCUGUCUUGAGGUUGCUCUGGCCCUGAUUUCGCUCCUCGACGACAAUAUUUAUAGUCGGUUGUUGAUCAAUGGAAGUGGGAUGUUUCGGGAUAUCAUCACACGUGGCGCAUUGAUGGUUUUUCUAGAAUUGAACACCCUUCAUCAGUCGGGUAUCUCAGAACUGGCCAAGAGACGAAAUCGCGCCCGACAAGAGCCAUUGCUAAUCGAUGCCCAUCGACUUGUUCGGUAUGCAAAAGAGAGGAUGUGCCAUGGUGAGACAAACGUGAAAGGAUAUUUGUUUUUGAAACUCGCCACAACUCAAACUGAGGCUUUGAUUAAUGAAGUACCAGUCGAGCAGGCGAUGAAGAAAGCUGCAAGCGAGAGCCUGGAUGAAUGCGAGUUCAUUCUUGGCAAUAUAUCGACAUGUUCAGAUGUUAUUAUCGAACCUGGGGAUUUCGAGGCUUGGAGGCCUGGGGGAUCAACACACAUUCCCAUAGAUCUUAACUCUGGUCUGGACUCUUUGGAUGACGACAAUUUUACGUUUGAUCUCUCAGAUCCUUCGACUUUCCAAAAUUGGACGGAUUUGUCAAUAUACUAG